This is a messenger RNA of Adineta ricciae, 2376 nucleotides long. The record is from the annotation of a GenBank genome assembly. NCBI's taxonomy places the organism in Eukaryota, Metazoa, Rotifera, Eurotatoria, Adinetida, Adinetidae.
AUGACGAAUUCUUCUCCAAGAGAAUCCAAAGAGGAAGAAAACAAAAGUAAACAUGGUCAAGACAAUCAAUCUUUUGCAGCUGAUAAUUCGCUAGAGGAGACAGUCUCCAUCGAUCCUGAUAAUGUCCGUGUAGCCUUUCGACGUGAUAGUAUCGCAGUUGAAGUCGAUCAACGACAGGACUCAGCUGCAACAUUGGGAAUUAAUGACAAUGAACAAUCACCGUACGAAGAAGUAGCUGCAAAUGUAUCCAAUAAAGAUGAUCCAUCGAUUCCUGCUCUAACGUUUCGUUCGUGGUUUCUUGGCAUUGCAUUUACAGCGGCCAUUGCGUUUGUGAAUCAGUUUUUCUGGUAUCGAACGUCACCCUUAGUCAUCGGUGUACUUGUUGCUCAAUUACUUUCACAUCUGGCUGGCAAAGCUCUCGAAAAGAUUUUACCGAAGAAAAACAUCAAAAUUUUUCGAUGGACCUUCAGUCUCAAUCCUGGUCCAUUCACUGUCAAAGAACAUUGUAUCAUUACAACCAUGGCUAGCACGGGAGUUGGUACGGCCUAUGCUAUUGAUGUUGUUACCAUUCAACGACUGUUUUACAAACGAGUGAUUCAUCCAGGUUUCGGUAUCAUAUUUGUAGUCACUUCACAGAUUAUAGGAUAUGGAAUGGCAGGUAUAAUGAGAAAAUUUCUGGUGUGGCCAGCAGCGAUGAUUUGGCCAGCUAAUCUUGUGAAUUGUGCACUUUUUCAAACAUUACACAAAGAAGAUAAAAAUGAAGAAAAAACGGAAGACGACAAAUCACGCUGGAAAAUAUCACGUUUGCGAUUCUUUUUCAUCGCAUUUUUUUGUCAAUUUCUUUACUAUUGGCUUCCCGGGUACAUCUUUCCCGUUCUAUCGCUUUUUUCGUGGAUAUGCAUGAUCAAGCCCGACAGUAUUAUUCUAUCACAAUUGACAGGUAUCAAUGGUCUUGGUAUUGGUUCAAUCGAAUUAGAUUGGAAUGCAUGGGUGUCAUUUCUUGGUUCACCGAUUAUUGUACCUUUUUGGGCACAGAUGAAUAUUCUCGUUGGAUUUGUUAUUCUAGCAUGGAUCAUAGCACCAGCAUCUUACUAUUCUAAUCUCUGGAAUGCAAAAGUUUUGCCUAUCUUUAGUCAACGAGUAUUCAGCACUGAUGGAUACAUCUACAAUAUCACAGCUGUGUUAAAGCUUGACUUACGUUUGAAUGAAACUGCUUAUGAACAAUAUGGUGAAAUUCGAAUGACACCGAUCUUUGCGUUCGCUUAUGGAAUCUCAUUUGCUGCCAUAGCAGCAGUCAUUGUACAUACAGUACUUUAUGAAGGCAAGACAAUCGUCAAACAAUUUCGAUCAUCGUUAAAAGACAAUGCUGGAGAUAUCCAUGCGAAAUUAAUGUCUCGCUACAAAGAAGCACCGGAAUGGUGGUACACAAUUCUAUUUCUCCUAGCAUUUGUCUUAGCUGCCAUUGUUUGUCAUUUUGGAGAAUUAAUGCCAUGGUACUUUCUCUUCGUUGCUGUCGCUACUGCCUUUUUCUUUCUUUUACCAACUGGUAUUGUUGCGGCCGUAACAAAUCAAGCUAUAGGACUCAAUGUAAUAACCGAGUUCAUUGCUGGUGUUGCCAUACCUGGUGAUCCACUAGCUAAUGUAACAUUUAAAACGUAUGGAUAUAUCAGCCAGAAUCAAGCAUUACUACUUAUUUCAGAUUUGAAAUUAGGUCAUUAUAUGAAAAUUCCUCCUCGUGCUAUGUUUAUUACACAACUACUUGGUACGAUUAUUGCUGGUGUGGUCAAUUUCGUUACUGCUGAUUAUCUGCUCCGUUCUGUACCACAUAUAUGUACGCCAGAGAAUCCACAAUGGACAUGUCCUGGUGCAAACACAUUCUUUAGUGCAUCGAUUAUUUGGGGAGCGAUCGGUCCGGUGAAGAUGUUUGGACCUGGAUCAACUUACUCAUCUCUUUUAUAUGGGUUUCUCAUUGGCGCCAUUCUUCCCGUUCCUGUCUGGUUAUUAAUGAAAAAAUUUCCUCAUAUUAAGUGGCUCAAACAUAUUCAUUUUCCGAUUAUGUUAUCAGCUACAGCAAUUAUGCCUCCUGCUCCACCUGGUAACUUUCCUUCAUGGUUAUUAGUUGGUUUUAUUUUUAACUUUAUCCUCGCUCGUUAUGCACGUACAUGGUGGACACGUUAUGCUUAUGUCUUUUCUGCAGCGAUGGACUGUGGAGUUGCAAUUGGUAUUCUAAUUAUAUUUUUCGCUUUACAAAAUAAUAGAAUAGAGUUUCCAACUUGGUGGGGUACUGGUGGACCGACUGGAGAUGGUUGCCCAUUAUCCCAUGCAAACUACUACGGAGUCAUUCCAACGGAUAGACCAAUUGUUAGUAACAGUUAG